Bacidia gigantensis is the source of this 789-nucleotide messenger RNA. RefSeq lists its product as uncharacterized. The record is from RefSeq and is a predicted model, not a curated record. The transcript has 2 exons. Bases 1 to 789 code for a protein of 262 amino acids. Lineage: Eukaryota; Fungi; Ascomycota; Lecanoromycetes; Lecanorales; Ramalinaceae.
AUGCCUUCUCCACCCAAGGGACCACCCUACAAUUGGGGCUUGCCAAGUCUUUCUCCACCAGACCCGCCUUUAGAGCUUAACUACGGCCCCGAUCCUAACCUUUGGUUCAAAUCUACUCCUGCAGAUAUGCCAGAAGUUCAGAAGUGGCCCAGAGUCAGAGGGGUUCUCAUCAAUUGCGACGGCGACAUGGAACGGCACCAGAUGCCUCGCUUCGUUGGGAUGCUAGUUGAUUAUAACGAUCACAUAUUUAACACCCCGUUCCUCCAUAUGAUGCCCCCAGAUUUGGAAGAGCUGAACUGUGCUCCCCAGAUUUCGAGUCUCGCUGGCUCCGCCCUCCUCAUGCGUCGUUACGGGAAUGCGAGAGCAAACACACAAGAGAAGGCUGAGAGUCCCACGAGAAGCCGGCGCUACAACGCAAAUCGACCAGCCAAAAUGCUAAACCUGUCAUUAAAUCCGGGCUUCAAUUUUGGCACAUUCUCAAGAGGCUGGGGUUUUGAGGUAGACCCAGGCACAGUUUUAGUGGUUCGCAAGGAUCAUAAGGACCUUCUCCCCUGUCACGUCGAGGUGUUGGAUUAUAUGUGCGGCUAUGACAUUCUGAAUCUUGCCAUGCAUUCGGACAAGGACGAAUCGAUUGAGGCAAUGGAGGCUAAAGAUCAAAAGAGGCGAGCCGGGUUGGAAGAGCUCGUGGGUGAUCAUGGUGACAACUUCAAAAGGUAUUAUCAGAGGUAUAUGAUGAGGAAGUUAGGUCCCGAAGGGUGGAUGACGGUUCCUCCGCCUUGGGUUAUGUAG